Molecule: messenger RNA, 450 nt
Organism: Malus domestica (apple)
Lineage: Eukaryota; Viridiplantae; Streptophyta; Magnoliopsida; Rosales; Rosaceae
Source: RefSeq, a predicted model, not a curated record
AUGGCGUCUUCCAAUGGCAGUCCAUCAGACUGUGAAAACGAAAUCAGAACUCUAAAUGUUCAUAUGGUGAUUUCAUGUUCAUCAAUGUCUGCAAUAUCGAUGAGGAGCUUAAACUUGGCAAAUAUUCCGAUCCUUACAGGUGGCAACUACAAGAAGUGGAGAAGGGAUAUCAAUUUACUAUUGACUCUUAAUGAGUUUGAUAUAGCAAUUGAUAAUCCUAGGCCUGUCAUAAGUGAUCAAAGCACCAGGGUAGAGAGAUCAGAUUUUGAGAGGUGGACAGGGGCCAACAAAGUAGCACUUUCCAUCUUAGAAGCUGGGAUGUCUGAUACCAUCAGAGGAGGAAUCAAGAAACCAGAACUGGCUGUGGACUAUUUGGCUGCAAUUGAAAAGAAAUUUAAAGAGUCUGAGAAGGCAGAAGUGAGCCAAUACAUGUCCUUGCUCACUACUUAA